Blepharisma stoltei is the source of this 324-nucleotide messenger RNA. The record is from the annotation of a GenBank genome assembly. NCBI's taxonomy places the organism in Eukaryota, Ciliophora, Heterotrichea, Heterotrichida, Blepharismidae.
AUGAUGGAAUCUUUUGAAAUUUUAAGGUAUUUUGCGUCUUCUACUGGCAAUUUUAAUAGAGCUUCAACAAAGCUUUUACUAUUUAAAUUACUACUUCCCUGCAUGCCAGAACAAAUGUCUAUACAUUCGCUUAUUGAUUUUUCUAAGCCUAUAAGUUUUUCUAUUGAUGUAGAAGCUGCUUCAUUUAUUUGCUUUAUCAACCAUGAUGAUUCUUGAAUAAUUAGUAGUUUAUCAUGCUUUAUUUGACUUUUUAAGCUUUUCAAAAAAUGCGAAAUUAGGCUAUGUGACUGGGAAUUUUGAAUUGAGGCGAUUCUGGCGAAAUAA